AAUUGUUUUUCGUCGAGUUUAAUAGUUGCCGGUUAACGGGGCUGUUGAAAUAUGGCGUUGUCUGGACUUGGUGUAUUUGCUUAGCGAUUCUUUCCGCCUUACAAUAGCACGCGGCGGCGGGUUUAUCACAAGGAGCCCAAAUGACCCGGUAAGAAAGCGAGGUUGAGUGUCUGUGCGUGCUUGCACGAAUGGUCUGUUCCCGUGAUACUAGAACAACAACAGGGCCCGAUCUUCUGUCAAACGUUAAUCAUUGAUAUGUUGUGAAAAGGCUUACUGGAGCUACUACAGUACGGAAAUCUUACAUACAAUGGCUUAGUGGCUAUAUGUGAUGAUUGUGGGAGCGAACCGAUAGUAACAAUAAAAAAAAACUUUACUUAUAGAUUUAGAAAAUGGUAAUCGUUGCCUUAACUCAGAUUUCGAAGAUCAGUGCAGCACAGUCUAAUAUUAUUUUAAUCCAAGUACUGUACUGAUCCCCUAAAGCGUUCUGUAUACGCCCAUUUACUGCUAUAUAUAAUAUGCUAUAAAAAUUAUAUGAGUGAGAAACCCUAAACCAUACUUUAAUUAAUGAUUUGUCACUAAACUAAACCAUGCUAUACGGCCCGUGUCCCUCAGUGAACAUAUCCAACCCAGAUGAGUAUGGCGGUGGUGUCAGACGUGCACGAAACGGCAGCCAUCGACGAUAAGAUGAGAGGAAAUUGUGGUUUGAACGUUAGUCGUCUCUGAAGUGUACUGUAGACCUGUGUAUAACUAACGUAUAGCCAUGUCUCUUAUUAUAUAACGUUAUACACUUACUGCAGAUGAGUAUGGCGGUGAUGACAGACGUGCACGAGGCCGCGGCGAUAGGCGAUAACGACACGCUGGAAGAGAUGGUGGAGAGCGGGCGGGACAUCAACGUGAAGGAUCCGGAGUGGGACGACAGGACGCCGCUACACUGGGCCGCAUAUAAAGGGCACGGCGAGAGCGUGCGGCUGCUGCUGGACAGCGGGGCCAAGCCCUACAUGCGGACCACCACGGGGUGGACGCCGGCGCACUUCGCGGCGGAGAUGGGCCGCCUCAGCAUCCUGCGCGUCCUGCACUCCAUGAACGCGCCCGUCGACAAGAAGGACCAGUUCGGGGACACGCCGCUACGACUGGCCGAGAUAUACGGGCACAAGGAGUGCGUCACUUUUCUGCAGAGUGCUACUCAGGAAGUUGCAGAGAAGCACCGGCAGGCGAUCAGGAAAGGCCUGUCAAUCAUCGAGGAGGAUGACGAGGAGUGGAUGGCGACUCAGAAGAAAAAGGGGAGGAGCCAAAACUCGCUAGACGACGACAGGUCAUUGGACAGUUUUAGGAGAUAGCUAGCCUCCACCAGGCCUUCCUACGGGUUUACGGAUCAUAGAUUUUGGUAAAAAGGGAACUAGUUGGCUAGGAUAGCGGACAAAUGAACUCUACGCUGGCAAAACUCCCCUAGUCAAUUAUUCUCCCUAUUGGCUAAAUUUUCCUUCCUUUUAACCCGCGUUGUUAGUCUGGUGGUGACUAUAGGAGAUAGCCGUCAUCUGUGAAUAAUUUCAUCUGUUUGCAAGAGACUGUGUACAUAAGAACUGAAGGUUCUUAACAACCGGUGGGUUUUCACAUCCGACGUGAAUGACUUCAUCAGGUUGGCCAGAGACUGUAUUAGAGGGUUCUUCAUUCAACAUACAACCAGUGGGUUUUCACAUCCAACAGUCUACACCUUCUUCAGGGCAAUAAUUGAAUGACUGUUCCUGAUUCGUACAGCAGUUAGGUGUUGCUGUGUUACAAAGAUAACCUUUAGUCGGACAACUUUGCUUUUAUGCAUCUAUGAUGAGGAAUAAGUUUUACUUACUAAAUUACUUUCAAUAUGCUUUUAAUAUGUGUAGUAUGUUAAACCCUAGAAUAUAUUUAACUAGAGAACGUAUGAUGAGAAGAGACAAAAAAGUGUGUCCAUGAAAUGAUCACAAGGAUUCAGGCUAUUAAUAUGUGCCUUAACUUAUAUGUCCCAUUGAAAUGUACAUGUAUUCAUUAUGUAUUAUAUAUGUUAUGCAAUUAGAUUUCUAAACUGUCAUCUGUGCAUAUAUGUGGUGCUAGGAUCCAGAACAUCAAGUUUCAAUAUGAUUGUAUUGUAUAUAAUGUCUUUGAUGUUCAUGGCAAGUAUGUUUGCACAUUUACUAGAAUGGAGUCAUUCUUUGCCUAAAAUAUCGUACCUGUCCAGCUUCCUUGUCACUGCAUUGUAUUGUAUUAUGUCAAUUUGUAAAUAAGACCCAAUUAUAUACAUAUUGUGUACUUAGUAGUCGAACGAGUGUUCUAGCCAGAGUCCAUUUAUCCAUCAUUUGACAGAAUAUUGCAAAACAAAGAUACCACAAAUAUACAUGUAGAUUCAUUUACAGUAACCAGGAGUCCUGACUUGUUCUUUAAUGGGGGAAUCUGUGUCUCUUUCCUGUUGAUAGCCUGGGUGUCAGCCCUUUUCGUUAGAGAGUGAUAAUAUCACAGAAGCCCUAGUCGGCUUUCCUUAGCCUCUACCAGGCUUGAGG
Messenger RNA from Branchiostoma belcheri (Belcher's lancelet), 2528 nucleotides. Its product is annotated as ankyrin repeat domain-containing protein 66-like. The record is from RefSeq and is a predicted model, not a curated record. The transcript is spliced from 3 exons. Bases 798 to 1337 code for a protein of 179 amino acids. Lineage: Eukaryota; Metazoa; Chordata; Leptocardii; Amphioxiformes; Branchiostomatidae. Gene Ontology annotation, molecular function: protein binding.